Molecule: messenger RNA, 3080 nt
Organism: Solea solea (common sole)
Lineage: Eukaryota; Metazoa; Chordata; Actinopteri; Pleuronectiformes; Soleidae
Gene: tpbgl
Product: Wnt-activated inhibitory factor 2
Exons: 1
Coding region: 154-1329 (391 amino acids)
Biological process (GO): negative regulation of canonical Wnt signaling pathway
Cellular component (GO): plasma membrane
Molecular function (GO): protein binding
Source: RefSeq, a predicted model, not a curated record
GAGCGCGGGUCAGCAGCUCUCCACGCAGCCACACUCAGCUGUUGUCUCACCGUCCGGAUGCGUAAACAUCCCCAAAAGGGAAACUCACCCUUUGUGUCCAAACGGAGACGCAGAGCGCCGUGAUGACAGCGCGCGCUGCGUCCGUGCGUUCUGAUGGUUCUAAGUAACCGAUGCCGGUUUGAUUUUGACUUUACAGACCCGAGAGGCGUGUGGUCGGGAGCCGGGCGCACAUGCUCUGAGACUAAAACGAGGAGGAAGAUGUGGAUAUUUCACAGUGCCAAUAACUAUUCGGAGCGCGUUUUCUUCGUGACUUGGAGCCGGUGGUGUCUGUGUUACUGCGCCGCAGUGGCGUGUCUGCUGUUGUCGCCUGUCAGGACGGAUGAUGUCUGCCUGUCGUCCUGCGUCUGUGCCAGAGACUCGGGGACGGUGACCUGCCGUGAGGGGGAGGACACGGAGGUCCCGGGAGACAUACCGGAGUGGACGUCCACGUUAGUAAUCACGGGGAGAAACAUCUCAACUUUACAGCGCGGCGCGUUCAUGACCAACGGCACGGAGUUGGAAGUAACGACACUCUUACUGUCCUAUAACGGGAUACAGGUUAUUGAGCCUUACGCGUUCCUGGGGCUGCCCCGGUUGCAUUUGCUGGAUCUGAGCCACAAUCGGCUGGAGACUAUCUCAGCCAGAGCUUUCCACGGAUUACCUGAGCUGCGCUCUCUUUACCUCAACGACUCAGUGCUGCCUGUGGCCACGACGCAGCUGUCUGCUGCCCUCAGCACUCAAAGUUUGAGCAACCUGCACAGACUGGAGUUGGCGGGAAACAGACUGAUGUCUAUUCCCCUCAGGGCGUUAGAUAUCUAUAAUCUCCACGCGUUAGUGCUGGUAAAUAACUCCAUAGAGACCAUCGGGAGGGAAAAUAUAACAAAUCUGUACCAGCAAAAGCUCCUGAGGGUCUACUUGUCCUUGAACCCGUUUCGGUGCAGCUGUGGACUGGACGCACUCUACUACUGGUUGAAGAACUCGUCCCAGUGCCCAGAUGCAAAGCAUCUCCUGUGCAAUGAGCCAGAGGCCAAGAGGGGGACUCCAGUGGAGAUGCUCCAAGGAGAGGACGUGGACUGUGGGACCGAGAACCUGGAGACAGUGUCUUACGUGUUCCUCGGCAUUGUGCUGGCUCUGAUCGGGGUGGUGUUCCUGAUGGUGCUCUAUCUCAACCGGGGAGGCAUCAAGCGGUGGCUCAACAACAUCAGAGAGGCGUGCAGGGACCAGAUGGAGGUGUAUCAUUACCGCUAUGAGCAGGACUCGGACCCGAGACUGGCCAACGUGGCUGUUUGAUGUGCAGUAACCUGAGGCCUAAGUACUGCACAGUGGAGGGGACAAAGAUGUCUUUAAGUGUUUUUUAAAAACCAGUUCAUUUUGAGCAGCUGGUCCAUGAACUGCAAGUGUCAUAUCUCUCUCUAUCUCUCUCUCUCUCUCUGGAACAAGAGCCAAAGACAGUUAAGAGCCCAUAACGUGUUCAUCUUGUACAAAUGAACACUUUAACCUUUAAGCAGUAUGUCCUUGUUGAAUGUUUGGACAAACUUCAGGAACACACAAGUCAAUUAAGUUCAUUCUAACUAAAGUUGACAAGUUAUGUCAAAUUACACCUUCAACAAACUUAACUUUGUCCAAACUUAGUUAAUUUGUGUGUUACUUUUUUUCAUUUUAAUUGAUUGUACAUAGAUGUAUAGUAUUGUAUUUAAUGCACCAUGUUAACUCAGCAGCAGCUUAACUUAGAAUUAUUUAUCUUAUUUAUUAUAAGAGACAAAUAUAGAGUCCAUGUAUAUAUCUGAUAUGAAAAGAUGGAAUCAAUCAGUGGUAUUAUUAUUAUUAUGACAAACUGCAGCCCAUAUAAACAGUACAAUAGACAUCAUUCAGGGAAAAUAAGUGUUUUUUUUCUAUUGAUAAUCUUUACAGAGGUAGUAUACGGCAAAGAACAGAUUUUCAUCCCUGGAAAAGAGUUUGUUUUCCGUCACUAAAAGGGGACAAAAGAGGACGAGACAAACUCUGACCAUGCGUGUGAUUGUUGUAGACAUGACACCGACCAAAACAUUAAUAAAAGGUCAAAUAAAAAAGUGGUGAGUUAGCAGUGUUCUUCACUUAUAAGUGCAUUUCAUCUUCACUGUCAGGGAAUGUUAACUUCAUGCAGUUCUGUGCCAGACAGAGGGGGAAGGGCAAUGGUUCCAUGUUGUAUUUAAAAAAUGAAAUCGUGAGAAGAGGGAAGAGAGUUCUAUAGUGUGUGCAGUUUUCGACAGGAUGUCACAUCAUCGCCCUCGGUAAAUAAAUAAAUAAAUCUCUCUCCGGAAGAGCAGCAGAGACCAGCGGUAUAAAUCUCAUCAGGCCCAUAAUUACGAUAAUAAACCCUGGGGAUUGAUUAUCGACCCACGAGUACAGUGUCUCUCUUUGGCCCAGAGCUCUUUGAUCACGUUACAGUAACUAAGUGACCUGAGUUAUGAUCGCAAGAAAUGUCAGAGUCCAACGUCAAACAUGGAAACUGGAAAGGGAAAGUGUGGGAAGUGUGUCUGCGUGUGUCUGUGUGUGUGUAUAUCUUCAAAAGAAAGGUAAAGAAUAGACAGACUUUUGUUUCCUCAACCACUGAAUGUUUGCCUGUCUUCUUUCCAGCAGUGGUGGAAGCAGGUGUUAACCAAAGUCCUUGAUUGUGAUAUAAACCAUAAUCAAGAGUCAAUGAGACAAAAUGUGUGGUGAUGAAAGAUGUCUGUAUAUCAUGUAUGAUUAACCCAGAUUAACCCAGUGUCAAAACAGCAUUAACUUCUACACAGCAGGGACUUAAAAGAUACAUAAAAGAUCAAAAUAUGCAUCAGAAACUUCCCUUUGUGUAGUGUGUGUGUAUGAGAGACGGCGAGAGAUUGAAGUACAACCCAAAUGUAUGUGACGGAGAAACACUAUGCCAGUGAGCAACAUUCAUUCAUCCAUUCAUUCAUUCAUCCCAUGUAGCCGACAUACAGCAAAAGGCGGGGUAAGACCCAGGACAGGUUGCCAGUCCAAGAAGUUUAUUUGCUUAUUUUAAAUAAAUAAUGUACAACUAA